This is a messenger RNA of Danio aesculapii, 485 nucleotides long. RefSeq lists its product as uncharacterized. NCBI's taxonomy places the organism in Eukaryota, Metazoa, Chordata, Actinopteri, Cypriniformes, Danionidae. Gene Ontology annotation, cellular component: cytoplasm. The record is from RefSeq and is a predicted model, not a curated record. Bases 96 to 371 code for a protein of 91 amino acids. The transcript has 3 exons.
GUCAAAACUUGCUUUCCUGGUCCUUGAGUUGGCUGGGUUUACUGUUUUACACACAGCUUACCGAAAUACAUUUGAGCUUUUAGCACUUUUAGAAGAUGUCCAUCACGGUGUAUUACAGCAGUGUCAGUGGCUCUAGAGAGGUAAAGCAACAUCAGGGUGAGAUUUUCGGGUUUUUGGAUUCCAAAAAGAUCAAAUACUUUGCUGUAGACAUCUCCACAAGUAAUGACGUGAAGGAGCAGAUGAGGAAGAAAGUGGGAAACCCCUCAGCAAUGCCUCCUCAGGUGUUUAACGGAGAUAAGUACUGUGGGGACUAUCAGAAGUUUUUUGAUGCAGUGGAGGAUGGGAAACCAGAAGCUUUCUUCAAACUCUGAGCUGCUAUUUGCACAUACUGUACACUAAACCCUUCUGUUUGUAAAAGAGAGGAUAUUUUAUGUUAGGAGAAUGCAUAUUUUGCACCAUUAAAUGAAUAAAAGAUUUUCUAUUAA